Molecule: messenger RNA, 1914 nt
Organism: Daktulosphaira vitifoliae (grape phylloxera)
Lineage: Eukaryota; Metazoa; Arthropoda; Insecta; Hemiptera; Phylloxeridae
Product: proton-coupled folate transporter-like
Exons: 10
Coding region: 279-1742 (487 amino acids)
Biological process (GO): transmembrane transport
Cellular component (GO): membrane
Molecular function (GO): transmembrane transporter activity
Source: RefSeq, a predicted model, not a curated record
UGUAAACAAUGUGCUAUAUUUGAUAAUUUAUUUUAGUAUUUAUCAUUGAAGUUAAAAUUUUAACCAUUCGUACACCAUUAAUUAAUUAUAAAUAAAAAUUGAACAGUGUUUUUGGGUGUUAAUAAUCUUAUUUUGGUUCAAAUAUUUAAUUUUAAUUUAUAGUGUAUUGCUACAAUUAACUUGUAGUUAUGUAAGAUUAAAAGUAUGGCCAAAGGUUUUGUUUUUUCCUAUAUAGUGAAAUUCAUUUUAUUUGUAUUUAUUUUUACUAAUUUGUAAUAAUGAAUGAAUAUACGGAAGAAAAUAUUUUACCUGGUCCUAGUACAGGAAUUGGAAGUAUUCAAGAACCUGAUGAAAAACAUAAUAACGUUGAUGUUAAAAUUGUUGAAGAUUAUAGGAAGUUUAGAAUUACAAUUGAGCCAUCUAUGUUUUUACUUGUACUUGGAGCCAGUUUAAGUGGUUUUGUGCAAACAAAUUUAUUUGAAGAGCGAAUGUGUCUUCAUAGCUCACUUGUAAAAAAUGUUUCUGUGGAUUGUUAUCAUAUGACACAAGAAGAAGAAGAAAUUGUUCAACCAAUGGUUGCUGAUUUACAAGUUAUUAAAAAUUAUAUUGAAACACUGUUACCAAGCAUAAUGAUUUUAUUUUUUGGACCAUGGAGUGAUAAAAAUGGACGCUUGCCUUUAAUGAUUUCUGCAAUAUCAGGAAUAUUGUUAUCUAACUGUAUGUUUUGUGUUAUGUCAACAAUGCCUGAUUUACCACCUGUAAUGUUUUUAUUUUGUAGUAUACCUGUAGCUUUAAGUGGAGGUACUAGUGCAUUAUAUAUUGCUUCUUUUUGCUAUCUCGUUGACAUCACUGAUGUUAAAACAAGAGCUUUCAGAUUAGGAGUUUUGCAAUCGUUCAUAUCGGUGGGAUUAAUUUUUGGAUCAAUUUCUAGUCCAUAUUUAUAUAAAUACUCUAGUACAAUUACUUUUGCAGUGGCAACUUUAAUCAUUAUAUUAUCACUCCUUUAUACUUAUGUUUUUCUCAAAGAAACAGUCAUAAUAAAUGAGAAUUCUAACAGUAAGUUAUUUGAUAUUAACCUGUUGAAAGACAUGUUUAAAUCUGUCGUGGAACAGCGAAUAGGAUACUUACGGAGCAUUAUCAUUAUUUCAGCAAUUGUAUUAACAUUAAAUUUGGCUAUUUUGUAUGGUGAAGAUUCAUUGUUGUACAUGUAUUUACAAAGACGGUUUUCAUGGACAUUAAGCAAUUAUACAUUUUUUGUAGCUUAUUCAACUUUUUUGGGUGCUACUAUUCCUAUAAUUAGUUUGUACUUUUUAAGUACUAAAUUGAGAAUACCCGACAUGUAUCUUGCUACUGCUACUACGGGUCUGAGGGUUAUAGAAAAAGUAGGCUUAGCAUAUGCUUCAAAUUGGUGGGACUUUUACAUAAUUAGAGUAUUUGGAUGUUUUAUGUAUACAAAUGAACCAUUAGUCAGAUCUCAAUUGUCAAAAACUUUUCCAGUCAAAGAUUUAGGAAAAAUUUUUGCAUUUAUUGGUGCUAUUGAGGGAUUUGGUACAUUACUUGGUACACCGUUGUACACUGCUGUGUACAACAUGACAAUUCAUUCUUUUUCUAAUUUUAUAUUUUUCUUGUCGUCUUAUAUUGGAACAUUUGUUUUGGUUUUAUAUAUACUACUAGUAAUUUUACUCUCAAAAAGUGAACCAAACACUAUAGAUAGAUUGCUCAUUGUAAAUGAAUCAAAUUGAAGUUACACAAUUACAUGCCUUGAAAAUUACGUGAUACAAAUUAUGUUUUACUAUUAUAACAUUUUAUAAAUUAAUUUAAUUUAUUAACUCCUCAAUAAUUGUUAUUUAAUCAUUGAAAUAUUUUAUGUAUCUUUUAUAUUAAAUUAUUUAUUAAAUUUCUUUGUUAUCAAAU